Messenger RNA from Phalacrocorax carbo (great cormorant), 2762 nucleotides. Lineage: Eukaryota; Metazoa; Chordata; Aves; Suliformes; Phalacrocoracidae. The record is from RefSeq and is a predicted model, not a curated record.
GGGCGCAGCUGCCCGGCCUCCCCCCACCCGCCGCAUUAUCACUGCCCGGCAGCUGUUCACCUUCCCCCUCGCCAUGGGACACGGCUCUGCUGCCACCCUGGCCCCGGCCGUCACAUGAACGGCCCUCGCGGCAGGGCAGGCACCGAGUGGGCAGGACACCCCGCGCCCCGCCGCACCCCACCGGUGCUCAGCAUCUCCCUCUCCGGCGUGGCUCCGGCACCAACACGUGGGAGCAGGCUGGCUGCGCCGGCGCCCGUGAGGCUUGCGGCACCAGGGUGCUGACACCCAUCCCCUGGGGUGCCUGGGGGACCCCCCACACCCCCAAUCCGGACGGCCACCCCUCCUGGGCCACGGUGGCAGGCAGGACUGGCCAAGAUAACGCGGAGACGCGGGCCGCCACCAUGCCCGACUCGCCGGCGGACGUGAAGACCCAGUCCAGGUCCACGCCACCCAGCAUGCCUCCGCCGCCACCGGCCGUCACGCAGGGAGCCACGCGCCACCCCUCCUUCACGCCAAACACCAAUCGAGACGCUGGCCCUCCGACGUUUCUGCCUCGCGGCCGUUUUCAUGGUUGCUUGAAAUGGUCGAUGGUCUGUCUUUUGAUGAACGGGAGCAGCCACUCGCCAACCGCCAUCAAUGGGGCCCCAUCCACCCCCAACGGGUUCAGCAACGGGCCGGCCACCUCCUCCACCGCCUCCCUCUCCACCCACCAGCUCCCGCCGGCCUGCGGUGCCCGGCAGCUCUCCAAGCUCAAGCGCUUCCUCACCACGCUCCAGCAGUUCGGCAACGACAUCUCCCCCGAGAUCGGGGAGCGGGUGCGCACCCUCGUCCUGGGGCUCGUGAACUCCACGCUCACCAUCGAGGAGUUUCAUGCCAAGCUCCAGGAGGCCACCAACUUCCCGCUGCGACCCUUCGUCAUCCCCUUCCUCAAGGCCAACCUGCCGCUGCUGCAGCGGGAGCUGCUGCACUGCGCCCGCAUGGCCAAGCAGACCCCGGCCCAGUACCUGGCCCAGCACGAGCAGCUGCUGCUGGACGCCAACGCCUCCUCUCCCAUCGACUCCUCCGAGCUGCUCCUGGAGGUGGGCGAGAGCGGCAAGAGGAGGACGCCAGACAGGACCAAAGAGAACGGUUUGGACCGAGACUCUCUGCACCCCGAGCACCUCAGCAAGCGGCCGUGCACCAUGAGCCCGGCGCAACGCUACAGCCCCAGCAACGGGCUGAGCCACCCACCCAACGGGCUGGGGCACCCCCCCGCCGGCCCCCCCCUGCCCCAGCACUACCGCCUGGAGGACAUGGCCAUGGCGCACCACUACCGCGACGCCUACCGACACCCCGACCCCCGGGAGCUCCGCGAGCGCCAGCGGCCCGCCGCAGUGCACGGGACGCGGCAGGAGGAGGUGAUCGACCACCGGCUCACCGACCGGGAGUGGGCGGAGGAGUGGAAACACCUCAACAACCUGCUGAACUGCAUCAUGGACAUGGUGGAGAAGACGCGCCGGUCGCUGACGGUGCUGCGGCGGUGCCAGGAGGCCGACCGCGAGGAGCUCAACCACUGGAUCCGGCGCUACAGCGACGCCGAGGACAUGAAGAAAGGCAGCCCCCCCUCCGCCCGCCCCCACAACAGCUCCUCCGCCUCCGAGGCGCCCCAGUUAGACGCUCACCGGGAGUUUGCGCCGCGGCCGCUCUCCGGGUACAUGCCGGAGGAGAUCUGGAGGAAGGCUGAAGAAGCUGUGAACGAGGUGAAGCGUCAGGCCAUGUCCGAGCUGCAGAAGGCCGUGUCGGACGCUGAGCGGAAAGCCCACGAACUGAUCACCACAGAGCGAGCCAAGAUGGAGAGAGCCCUGGCCGAGGCCAAGCGCCAGGCUUCGGAGGAUGCCCUGACCGUCAUCAAUCAGCAGGAGGACUCGAGCGAGAGCUGCUGGAACUGCGGGCGCAAAGCGAGCGAGACCUGCAGCGGCUGCAACACCGCCCGCUACUGCGGCUCCUUCUGCCAGCACAAGGAUUGGGAGAAGCACCACCACGUCUGCGGGCAGACUCUGCAAGGGCUGCCGGCGCCCACCGCCCCCGCCGCCGGCGUGGGGCUGCCGCCGGGUCCGGGACAGCCCGACGGGGUGGCCACCGUCGCCAGCAGCCCCAGCGAGGCGGGCUCGGCGGCCGCCUCCCGCGCCGGCACGCCGGCCACCCCGGCCCCGCUGGAGAGCGCGUCCCGCUGAGCCGCCCUCGGGCCGCCGCCGCUCUCCGAAAGGCACGGACUGCACUCGAUGCCAUUUCCUCAGCUACCUGACUCGUGUGACCUCCGAAACGACCUCUCUAGCUCUCACAAAUAAUCCUCACGGAUCCUCAAACUGGGCUUUAAGUGGAGUUAAGGCAAAUACCGAUCUUCUCUGUUCUCUCUUCGGUCUUUGUUUUGGCUUUUUUUGGUUGGUUUUCUAUCGGUUGGGGGAUUGUGGUUCACUUUUUUGUUGGUUUUUUGGGGUUUUUUGGUCCUUUUUUUUCUUUCCGGAUGAGGGAUUUGGCUGCAGCCUCACCACGCAGCGACGUGGGGAGAGGCCGGCCCGGCCCUGGCCCCCAUCGGUGCUGCCGAGGGGCUCGUUCGCAGGAGGAAAGAAACUUCUUUUCUUCGUCUCUCUCUUCCUUUUUUUCCUUUUUUUUUUUUUUUUUGUAAAAAAAAAAAAGAAAAUAAAAAAGAAAACGUCGGACUCUUUGGCUUUAAAUAAGAAAUUGUAAAAAAGGAAAAAAAAAAAAGAAAAAAAAAAAGAAAA